CCAUGGGAGGCUCCAGCACGCUGCAAAGCUUGGCCCCAAAGAACAUCUACAUCAUCGGCGCUCAGUGCACCGGCAAAACUUCCCUCGUCAAGGCCUUGGAAAAUGCUUUCCGGGAAUCACUCGGCACGACGCCUCCUGCUAUUGUGAAAGAGGUUGCGCGUUCAGUGCUGAAAACUCAUGGAUUCACAGCCAAAGACAUCACAUCGGAUCCUGGCCGGUGCCUGCAGUUGCAGACGCUGAUACUGGAAGCCCAAUUCAGUACCGAGCGAGAGGCUCUGGCCAAGAAUGGCUGGAUCAUAUCGGAUCGGUCUGGAAUGGAUCCCAUCAUAUACGCGUCUCGUCAUAUCGGAAGCGAAGCCGUGGAACUCAUGGUUUCAUCUGAUUACUGGAAAGAGCUGAGAGAUCGAAUGUCACAUUCUCUCGUAUUUGUAUGCGAAACAGUGGAGGCUUGGCUUGUAAGUGAUGGAGUCAGGCUUAUGCCGAGAGACCUGCAGGAUUGGAGCGAGUACGACGAGGAGUUCUGUCGUAUGCUGGACAGCGCGGGAAUUCAUUAUCAGAUGAUUCCACGGUCGAUGCAGAAUCUCGAGGAUAGAGUCGCCCAUGUAUGGUCAGAGUGGAAGAAGGCGUAUGCUCCGUGAAGCAGUAUAACUUUAAAUGUUGUGGCGUGCUAGGUGCUAGCAUUAGUGGCGCCAAGCACUGAAGCCACUGGGUCAAGAACAUCAACGUCC
Messenger RNA from Trichoderma atroviride IMI 206040, 728 nucleotides. RefSeq lists its product as uncharacterized. The record is from RefSeq and is a predicted model, not a curated record. NCBI's taxonomy places the organism in Eukaryota, Fungi, Ascomycota, Sordariomycetes, Hypocreales, Hypocreaceae.